This is a messenger RNA of Arachis stenosperma, 2455 nucleotides long. Its product is annotated as aminopeptidase P1. The coding region runs from base 148 to 2127 and encodes 659 amino acids. The record is from RefSeq and is a predicted model, not a curated record. NCBI's taxonomy places the organism in Eukaryota, Viridiplantae, Streptophyta, Magnoliopsida, Fabales, Fabaceae. Gene Ontology annotation, molecular function: metalloaminopeptidase activity. The transcript has 16 exons.
GAAAGAUAGGAAUCUGAAUCCGUCGUGGACCUCGCUUCGAGGUGCGGCUCAGUGUCACUAUAAUAUAUAAAUGCGUCGCUGAGAACCGAACUUGUUUUGGAGGCUAAGCUAAACUGUGAUUGAGAAAAAUUAGCGAAGUAGAAGAAAAUGGAAGACACACUCUCUGCUUUGAGGUCAUUGAUGUCUUCUCACUCCCCUUCUCUUGAUGCCUUAGUUGUUCCUUCCGAAGAUUAUCACCAGAGUGAAUAUGUAUCUGCAAGAGAUAAGCGCCGCGAGUUCGUUUCCGGCUUCAGUGGAAGUGCUGGUUUGGCACUUAUAACGACGAAAGAAGCACUCUUGUGGACGGAUGGACGAUAUUUUUUGCAGGCAGAGCAACAGCUUAGUGAUCAAUGGAAGCUAAUGCGCAUUGGCGAAGAUCCUGCUGUGGAUGUUUGGAUGGCUGAUAACUUGCCUAAAGAUGCAUCUAUUGGGGUUGAUCCAUGGUGCAUUUCGGUUGAUACUGCCCAAAGAUGGGAACGUGCUUUUGCUGAAAAACAUCAGAAGCUGGUUCAAACGACAAAAAAUUUGGUAGAUGAAGUAUGGGCAAAGCGACCUCCAGAACAGAUUAAUGCUGUUAUUGUACAUCCAUUGGAAUUUGCAGGUCGCUCUGUUGCAGAUAAGUUGCAAGACUUGAGAAAAAGGCUUGCGCAAGAGCGAGCCCGUGGCAUCAUUUUCACAGCUCUUGAUGAAGUUGCCUGGUUAUACAAUAUCCGUGGAAGUGAUGUGGCAUACUGUCCUGUUGUUCAUGCAUUUGCUAUUGUUACAACUAAUUCUGCUUUCCUUUAUGUCAACAAGGAAAAAGUAUCUGUUGAGGUAAAAACUCAUCUAGAGGAGAAUGGAAUUGGAAUUCGAGACUAUACAGCCGUGAGCUCUGAUGCAGCAUUGCUCGCAACUGAUGAGCUUGAUGCUCUGUCUACUGCCAAAGGUUCUCUAGCUGCAGUUACAAAGGAAGCAGAAAAGACUCACAAUGAGCUCAACAAGGGAGUAAAUGGUGAACAUCUAGCUGAAGAACAUAGUAAUGAUUUUGUAUGGGUUGAUCCAGGAACAUGCUGUUAUGCACUGUAUUCAAAAUUGAACUCUCAGACAGUUAUUCUACAGCAGUCGCCUUUGGCCCUUGCAAAAGCUUUGAAGAACCCAGUGGAGUUGGAUGGAUUAAGAAAGGCGCAUGUUCGGGAUGGCGCGGCUGUUGUGCAAUAUCUUGUCUGGCUAGAUAAGAAGAUGCAGGAAAUUUAUGGAGCGUCUGGUUACUUUUUAGAGGGUAAUUCUGUGAAAAAAGAAAAAGGAUCGGAGUCCUUGAAAUUGACUGAGGUGACUGCAAGUGACAAACUUGAAGGUUUUCGAGCAUCAAAAGAGCAUUUCAGAGGAUUGAGUUUCCCUACUAUUUCCUCAGUUGGCUCAAAUGCAGCUAUCAUUCACUAUUCUCCACAGGCAGAGACAUGUGCUGAACUUGAUCCAGACAAAAUUUAUCUAGUUGAUUCUGGAGCUCAGUAUCUAGAUGGAACAACCGAUAUUACACGAACUGUUCAUUUUGGGAAACCUUCAGCACAUGAGAAAGCAUGUUAUACAGCAGUCCUUAAGGGUCACAUUGCUCUUGGAAAUGCUAGAUUUCCUAAUGGAACAAACGGUCAUGCUCUUGAUAUUCUUGCUAGAGUCCCACUGUGGAAGGAUGGUCUUGAUUACCGGCAUGGUACUGGACAUGGAAUUGGGUCCUACCUGAAUGUUCAUGAAGGACCUCAUUUAAUCAGUUUCAGACCACAGGCUCGAAAUGUACCACUUCAAUCUUCCAUGACUGUUACAGAUGAACCUGGUUAUUACGAAGAUGGAAAUUUUGGAAUAAGAUUGGAGAAUGUGCUCAUUGUCAAUGAAGCUGAUACAAAAUUCAAUUUUGGUGAUAAAGGGUACUUGUCAUUUGAACACAUUACCUGGGCACCAUACCAGACGAAGUUGAUUGACCUGAACCUUCUAAUGCCUGACGAGAUAAGUUGGUUGAACUCGUAUCACUCGAAAUGUAGAGAUAUUCUGGCACCAUAUUUGGAUGUCGCUGAAAAUGCAUGGCUACAGAAAGCCACUGAACCGGUAGCUGUGUGAGCUUUGUUCUGAGCUGGGAAUGUCAACGACUUCAAUAUCUGCACUGUCCUUAGUUUCCACACAUUACAACUACUAUUUGAUGCCCUGUUGAGGUAGCUGUUCCUUAAAACUCGUACAGCAUUGAAAUUCCGAAUGCGUAUCCCCUUGGCAUCAAUUUUUCUUUUGGUGACUACUUGUCAUCAGUUUAUGCCUAGUUGUUUUCUUGUUAUUAGAAUAUUACUAUCAACGUAUUACUGUAAAGUGAUGAACAGUGAUGAACCUUGUACUAAAGUGAAAGAAGUGAACUGUCGAAACGACAGCUGAAAGUGGACCAGGUUUUAUUGGAAAA